GAUAGACAAGGAAAUAUAUUCUAAGAUUAUUCAUUCAGUGCAGUAUGGAUUGCUUACUUGUGUGUAUUUUUCACCCCUAAUUGUUGUUCUGGUGGUUCUAAAAUCUGUAAUUUUGGAUUACACUACUGUAUGCCUUAAUUGCUGGCAUCAGUUCCUUACUAAAAAAAACAUCAGUCCUAUAAAAUAUUGCAGUUAAAAUAAGGGGGACAGAUCAAGCAAUUACGUUUUUGAGUUUUUAAACUGAGGUAGCCGUUUCCAAAGCCUUUUCAGAAUUCACACAACUCAAUUACAAAGAAAAUUCAGCUGUACCAAUGGACUAACAAAUAUCAAGCAUAAUCAGACAAAACAGCUACAAUUAUACUGAUAUUUGACAUGGAACCAUGGUAAUGAUGUAGACUGUGCACAGAUGUGCAAACACAUGAACUUUGGAUGAUAAUUCAGAAUUCUUGAACACAUUUAUCAUACUAUUAAGAGACAUACCCUGAAUGAGCUUACUAGGUAAGUUUUAAGAUGACAAGAUAUUUAAAAAAAGCCUCAUAAGUAUAAAAUACAUAUACUUGACUACUAGUACCUAAAAUGAGCAUAAAUUAGGUAAAGGGCUACACUCCUUGUGAAUCCAUAAAAUUCACACAUAUGCAUUAUUUUUAAUGAGUAGUUCCCUCAAUCAAAGAAUAAAUUCCUUAUUUGCAGGAGUAUAAUAAGCUGCAUGGUGCCAAUCCUGCUAUCCCACAGUACAGAACUAAUUGCAGCUUCAGGAUGCAGGUGCAACAAGUUGUCAUGGGAUACAACAUAAAGAGCCUCCUACGCUAAGAUAGGAGCAAGUAGAUGUUUUACAAAUGUGUCGAAACUGACUGCAAUAUUUAAAAGGAACUGCCCUAUAAUGGUAGAUGGUUCUGACAGAAAACUUUUCCAAAUUAGUUUUUAUUAGUAAAAACACUAUGUUUUAAUCUUCUGUAUUACACAAGAGGCAUAAUUGAUAUAGCCCAAGAUUAAUAUGAGUAAAUUCUGAUGCUGGUGUUAUCAAAUGAAAAUAAUUUAAUUUUUUGUUGCAAUAUAAGUACAUCAUGGUAUAGCACUUAAGAAACUUAAGUUGAUAUAAUGUGAAAUUUAAUUUAAACUGAUGUUCAAUAUUUUUAGGUUGUAAAACAUUAAACAUUCAAUUUGGCCUAACUUGCAAAAUAUGUUAAGAAUGAAAACUGAAUGUGAUUGGCUAGGAAUAACCAAUAAAAGGUUGCAGCCUUUGCAGUCUUUUCAGAAUACUGGAUGAAAAAUCUCUAGCUGUCAAACAAUUUUGUUCUGCCGUCAAAAACUACUGUGUGAUAAAAUGGAAAAUUCUGUUGUUAUAAUCUUCAUAGUUUUUGAUCAAAUCUUUAUAGUACCAGUGUUCAUUGUGACUUGUGUGGCUGCCAGGACUGUUAUAAAGCAUGCAGGGAUAUCAGUGAAAAGUAACAUGAUAGCCACAAUAGCAUCUGGCACAUUUGUUUUCCUGGCGGAAGAAACCAUCUGGAAUAUUGCACUGGUAACAUCAGAUGAAAAGAGCAUCCCAAAGGUCUUCUGGCUCAUUCUCAAAAAUACCCAUGAUAGCAGUUUGCUGUUGAUCCAUAUGGGACUAGCUUGGCUUUCUCUGCAACUUGCCUCAAACUUUUUUAAAAGUAUCAGAAUUGUGAAAUGCAUCAGCAUUUUCUUAUGGACAAUCUCAGUUGGAGCAACAGUAGCCAUAUCCCAUGGGACAACAAAUGCCAACACAAACACAGAGCCUGUUGACAAAACAGCAUACAUUUCAAAGGCAAUCUUCCCUACAAAGGAUAUAUCUACUACUACGAAGUGGGCAAUCUCUUCAGUAAUUUAUCUUCCUUUUGUAUUGAUUAUCAUUUUAUCCAGCAUCAUAAUAAGAAAGAAGCAAAAGCAAACUAUUUUUGCUCUCAAUGGUGAAGAACAGGAUACAAAUGAUGUCCACAAUAUCCGUGCAGGGCAUGCUCUUCUACCCGUUCUUCUGAGUGAAGUUAUAUUCAUGAUAAUUUCCUUCAUCUUCAAGAACAUGGAAAACAGUAUAAAUGUUCACAAGUACGAAUUCAUAAUUUUUCUCAAUUGUUUCUUCAUCCAUGCCCUAAUAGUCACUUUACCCACUGGUCUUUGUAUUGUUGGCAAAGAAUUUCAGAUAAAGCUCAGCAACUGCUGUGAGAGAACAAAAGCCACGUAUACAAUAAAGACUCCGAGGGAUGAUACCGUCAAUGUGGAUGAAAUAGAACCAGCAAUCACAUCAAACCCAGUCCAGCGUCCCCACCAGUUGAAUUCAAACAAAAUCAGUGUGAUUAUUCACAAUGAACUGAACCAAGAAAUUGACUGCUCUGUAGAACCCGAAUUCAAACGUUUGUCAAUGGCCGGUCCUGCAAGUGGCCAGAAAGGUGCCAAAUCAAGAGCCAGCAGUCUUACAGGAAAACCUGGUCCAUCUAAAAUAGUCACUCUUUCAGUGAGCGUAGACGAUGAGAGCUUAUGCACAAGAAAACUUUCAUUAGUGUCCAGUUUGUCUAUGGGAAUGUCACAGGUGGCAUUUCAUGGUUCCACGACAUGUCUGUCAAACUUUGAAGAGGAUUUCAGUGCCCCUGCCUCCCCUACAAAAGCCCCUCCAAACCAAACAAUCAACGAAGUAUUUCUAGGUGGGGAGCUUCAACUGCGUGAUCUCAACAUAAAUCAUGAGCGAUCAUCAUGCCCAGCAUGGAAUUAUAACCUCAGUCCACCACCACUACGAAGAGACUGCACAUCUAUGCCUGACCGCAAGAAUACGGCAGGUAAUAACCCAGCAAUGGAGGACUGGCAUAAAGUUCAAAAAUGGAGAAACCAAAACAUCAAAAUGGCCUGGAUCUCAAAGCCAUCAAAUGAAUGAAACAUCUGCAGUAGACAGAGAAAGAAGAAUGUAC
Molecule: messenger RNA, 2918 nt
Organism: Lingula anatina
Lineage: Eukaryota; Metazoa; Brachiopoda; Lingulata; Lingulida; Lingulidae
Source: RefSeq, a predicted model, not a curated record